UGGGGAAAAGUUACGCAUUUCGCACUUCUGCAGAGCCUGCUGUUCACUUCCACGUGCAACCUUGAUUUGGAGAUAAGUUAUCGUCCCGUUGUGGUUUGUUUUAAUUGUAGGGUACUCUUUAACUUGCUUUUGGAUCUGAAGAAGUGAUUCCACGCCAGCGAUGGAAGAGUUUUGUUGUCAGAUCUGCAACACAUUAUUUACUAGAGUCUUUGACUUCAAGAAGCACAUGACCUCAUCUGUACAUAAACAGAAUUUCCAGAAAGUCUACCCAGAUGAGUAUUACCAUCGACACUUCUACACUCCAUGGAUUUUCUAUAAAGAUUAUGCUUGCAAAAUUCCAGACCAAAUACCAGUUGUAGGUUUGUCCCAGAUGACCUUGUGUUUCAGUCCAGAAGUAAGAAAUGGUUUCUACCUUUGUCAUGUCUGUGAAAGAAAGAUUAAAAUCCAGUUUGUGGUGGAUCAUGUUUCUCAAAGUCACCACUUGAACAACUACUUUGGUUAUACUGACCCAAAUGCAUUGAAUUUUGCUUGGAUACCCUCUGAAAUUCCACAAAUGAACAACGACUUGAUGAAAGAGCUACAGAAAACAGGAAUUGGGGUUUUACAAGUGUUGCAUUUGCCUGUGAAUAUACAAAACCAGUGUGAUGGUAAAACAUACCAUCAAGUUUUUACAGUGAUGAUUUUGCUCCAUCAAAAUAAAUUGCUAUCAGUCAUGUUCAAAGAAAUGAAACCAGGCAGAAUGAGCAUACAGACAUACAGAGAUGAUGCGAACAGGAAACAUCCUCUUCUUGGCCUGCAGCACAUAGUGGAGUGUGUUUGUAUGUCCCAAUAUGAGAUGAAGCACUACCUCUGCACACUGUGUUGCCUUCACGUGCCCUCCAGCAGGAUAAUCAGACAUCUGCUGAGCCGCGACCACCUCUUCUGCUACUUUAACAAAUGGUACCCGUCUACUUUACCAGCGAAAGGGAACUACAGAAAUUCUGAAAUACCUAGUAAGCUGACCGACUUGGCAAAACAGUCAGAGAAAAUUCAUGGCCUCACUGACAUUCAGCAAGUGAAAAUGGAGCCCUGUCAUGUUUUCACUGUGUUAAAAGCAUCUUUCAAAGAUGCUUUAAGUGGAAUAGAAUCGAUGAUAAAGAAAAGCACAUUGCUACCAACUGUCAAACCUGGAACAAAACUAGAACCAUCUGAAAGUGAUGAAGUGCCAUCAAAAGUCAAUCCAGAGCCAUGUACCUCUGGAAGCAGCACCUUUUUACCUAGUGCAGGUGAACCCAGUGCAUCAUCAGUUGUACAGUCGUACAGUCUUCACUGUCAGAACUGUAGUCGAAAGUUUGAAACGGAUACUCUAUAUUUUAACCAUCUUUCGAUGAAUGGACACCAGGAGACAUUUAGAAAAAACUUCGAACAAGCUUUCCAAUGUAAACCACAUCUUCCAUUAUACAACUACUUCACAACACAUGGUGUUGGUGGGUCCCUGGUUAUGACCAUUUUCAGCCAUCAGGUCAGCCAUGAGCCUGUUCAUGUGUGCUUUGCUUGUGAGACUGUUUUUUUAAAUGGCAGUCUCAAGCAACAUAUGAACUCUCCCGCACACUUUGUGCAGUCACUGAUCUAUCAGAAUCCAUGGAGACUUCCCUUUGGCUGGAAAAUGAGGCUGGAUCACAAUUAUAUGAAAUUACAGACAUGUAAAGAGGAGGAUGAAAGAGGGCCAGAUCAACAAAUCAUAAGGAUACUAGAUGUCCCAUUGAAUCUUCUCCCAAACGGAGCCCCUCUCAUUUUUUCAAAAGUGAUGGAGAAACUCGAUCGAUUGAUGAGAGGAGUGCCACAGCGUGAGACUUUUAGCAAACUUCAAGACAAUGACAGAUUUCCAUUUCUUGGUAAGGAAUUUUUGGUCAAAUAUGGGGAUGCAGUCAUUGGAUGGAAGUUUCUGUGUCUCCUCUGCGAACGGAAGCUGUCAGCAGAUGAAUAUGCUGGACAUGUAUUCAGCUGGGAUCAUGUGGCUACUUUUCUGAACAAUUAUCACCCAGGAUCAUUAGAUUUGGACACCACCACUGAAGAGAUAUUACUGGACUUGGCAAAACAAGCUGCUCACAUUCAUUGUGUUUCAAAUGAACAGAUAAUUGAGGUUAACCAAAGGAUCUUUGAGGUAUCUGACUAUGACACAACGGUAUGCUUACUGUCAGCUGAAAAGGCAAGAGGUGGUAAAGGAACACUGAUCCCUUGUAUCACACCAAAUAUGAAAUUGGCCGUAAGGAAUCUGGCUAUGCAAGAAAAUAAAAAGAACAUCACUUUUGUUGACACUACUACUGCAAAUUCUCAAGCGCCACCCCAGCUGGAUGGAAAGAUUGAAAUCCUCCCGGAGUCUACUCCCUCAAACACCAGCCUCUCAUCUAAAACUGAAACUAACACCACAUUUAAAAAAGACAAGUCUGCAAGUGCUACUGCCACAGUGUGCCAGUGUUUGACCAGUACAGCAACUACUCCGUCUCCAACCAUUUCCUCUAGUCUUUUAACAACCAGAUGUGUAAUUCCCAUAGUUGAAUGUAAAAGUGUGACUUCUGGUAAAGACAACAGUGAUAAACUUGAAUCAGUCAUGUCUGCCAGUCCCACAACUAGUGAUACAUCCAAACCAAACUCCAAAUCUAUUUGUAAAUUCAUCACCAGCAUAUCUGUCAACCGAAACAUGUCGACACCAGCAAUGACCCACCUGAAACCAUAUGACACUGAUGAUGUGAGCCCAAAUACUCAAACCGUUACCUCAUCGAUAGUAGAGGACUCCACAAAAGUAACAUAUUGUCUGCCUAUUUCUGAUGCUGCAAAAGAAGCUCAAGAGCUACAAGUUGAAUCGAUUCCAUCCGACGCCGUGCACAAAUGUGAAGCAGACUCUAUGGCCAGUGAACCAGUCUUUCAAGUUGCUCUAUCAGACAACAAUCUUUUAUCAACAGCUUAUAAAUCCACACCCAAAAUAUUGGAAGGCCACACCAAAUCUACAGUAAACCAAUUAAAGUUGAAUACAAAUGCAAUGAGUAUUCAAAACAAUGGUCCAUUACAAAAAAUUAACUCGUUCACACCUACUACACCCAACUGUGACCUACAGACAACAGAGGCAUCUGAAAAAAAAACUACAGCAGAUUGUCCUAAAGUUGGGUUGGACCUCAUGCUUAAAGUGAUAUGUAAUGAGAGCAUGCACACCUAUUGUUUUGCAUGUUCAGUGAUUCUGGAAAAAUCUGACCAUCUGACCAGUUUGACCCAUCAAAAAAAUUAUGUGAAAGCAAAGUAUCCAUCGUGGAGUGGCAAGCCAAAUGAGGCCAAGCUCAGUGAUAUGGUAGCACAACUUGCUGAUUAUGAGAAAGUUCAAAAAAUCAGUUGCAAGGAAAUUCACGUGUCUCUGGAUGUGUACAAAGAGCUCAAGAGUCUUCCAGAUGUCAAAGCAAUAGAGAAAGUAAAAGGUUUGAUCAGAAAGAAAAGGCCAAAGAAAUCAGUUCAACAACUACUAUCUGCUGCAACAAGUGAUGUGUCUUCCAGUCCAUAUGACAUUCACUUGAGUCCCAAUGUUUCAAUCAGCCCAUGUGAUGUCAUGAGCCCUGACCUUGGAAAGGAAGAUAGUCAAACCAAACAGCAGGCAAAGAGUAUUGCUGAGCCCAUUAAAAAAUUACCUAUGUCAUCUCCAAGCCCCACAGUCCAGAAACCAAUGUCUAAAGUAGCUCCAAGGAUUAUAAAAGGCUCAACAACAGAUGACCUUAGCACCUUGUCCCAUAUUCUAAAGGUAAUAAACAGGACAGUUAUUGGUCUUAGUUUUGUGUGGGAAUGCAGAGUUGUACCACCCAAGCUUCCAACUUUUUACCUUUGUGAAAGCUGCCAUCUGACCAUCUCUGUCAAUGAGAUUUGUGAGCACAUGAUAAGCGCUGAGCACAAAUUGAAGUACUUGAUGAGACAGUAUCCAAGGUUUCUGUACUGGAUAAAGGAGGAGCUCCUUCCAGAGAUGAUAGAUGAGCUAAUAAAUGACAUUGCAGGCUGGGUUUGGUGCCGGGAAGAAUUCAUGGAUGCCCAGAUUGUACUUUUGAGUGAAGAGUGCUCUGAGUGGGUACGAACAGCACCAAUUGCUGAAGCAUUGAAUGUGGUGCACAGGAUAAAGCAAGAAAAGAAAACAACCACUCUUCCACUCAUUGCGACAUCACAACACAAAGUGGGAGCUCGUUUCCAGAGGGACUCUUUUAGGACCUGGACAGAAGAAAAAUUAGAUCUGGAAAAUCAAAUGGAAAUGUCUUUAUCAGACGAAGAUGGUAGAACAACAGACUCGGAUUACACAUCACAUUAUAUAGAUGAAAACCUCAGUGUAAAGUGUCCCAGUCCUGCAGAGUCCAGCACCAUGCCUUCUCCAUCUAUUACUGAGCUGCUCUUUUCUCCAGUUCAAAAUCCUGCAUCAGUGUGCCGAAAUGUUUUUAACCAAAAACUGUCAGCAUCACCAAAAGAUGAGUACCAAGAGCUUUUUGAACCUGCAAGUGGAACUAGUUCAAAUAAUCCCACAGCUUUAAGUCAAGUCAUCACAGAAACCUUAAUCAAAAUCAGUAAUUUGUUAGUCUCUCAACCUCCUUCAAUAAAUCCCCCAGAACAACCAGAAUGUAUCACCUCGUCAUCCUGUUCUGUCAAUCAAAAUAUGUCCACAUCAAAAAAGAAGAACGAAGAGCAUUGUGAGCCAGAAAAUAAAUAUAUGUCUAGUCCAUUAAGUCAUGAUUCAGCAGUUGGGUCUCCUAUUGGCACAGGGACAGCGUCUUUAAAAAAACCCAAAAAUGUUAAACAUGAAACUGACAUGCAAGAACAUAUGGCAAAGGAAAGUGCACCUCAGUAUAGCAGUGAUUCAACAGGAGAGCCCACUUCUUUUGUAGCAGCUUUUGCGACCAACGGAAGUAACACAAAAAGCCCAGAACUUGAUUCUAACAUCCAAAAUGAAGUAGACAUGUUUCAGAUGUUAAUAAAUUUAAUCAAACAAAAUAAACCCGUAGCAAAUCUAGAGAUGUCAGCAGAGUCAUUAGAAAGCAAUGUUAAAAAGUGCGAAGCACCACGAUCCACAAGAUGGGAUGUAGGGCCUCCAUCUGAUACUGGUACUGACAUGGUUUCUAAAGAGGACACUAUAUUGAAUGAAGGCAUUGCAGGUACAUUUAAACUUCCAUUACAUGGGGUCAGUUUAGCAAAUGGGAGAGAAGCAUCAAAACAGGAUACAGAAAAACCUGCCAUGUCAUGGGAUCUAUGCAAAGAAGUUCUUAAAAUGACAAGCAGCUUUGAAAUGACAGUUGUACAGAAAUCACAAGGGCAUGUUCAAACACAAGAUAAACUAGAGGAGAGACAGGUGAAAACAGAAGACACUGAGAUGCAUGAAGUCAAGAAGACUGAGGCGUCAGACCAUCAAAUUUCACUAAACAAGGAUAAACAGCCAAAGGAUUUCAACACUGGUGCUGAACACUCAAAAAUCCAGAAGAGUCAAGUUCAGACCUCACAGCUGCCCCAGGAUCAGGUUCAAAAUGAGCCAUCAAACACUAAGGUGGUUCAAAUCCAACAGACCCAUGUUCAGGUUCAACAAAGCCAAGUGUUGCAUCUUCAGAGACCAACAGAAGUGGACUCAUCGGAACAUACCACAGAGCAGAGCCAAGACCAGAGUCAGCAGCUGCCCAUUUACUCCGUUGUCUCUCGCAGACCACAAAACACUAUGUAUGCUCCAAGAGAGAAUGAUUACAGGCAAACUAGAAGUGUUAUGAAUGCAAACGUUCAAGUCAGUCAAGGGCCCUUAAAUGCAGCAGCAGCAGACACAGUCAGCUCAUGUCCUAGUAACACUAUGCUGGCCACAGGAGGGUACGGCCAUUUUGUCCAGACAGGUUACCCAGCUAAUAUGUACAACCAUUCAGACAUUCCUAUGCAGAAUUUUUAUUAUUCAUCCAGGUUUGCCCAUCCAAAUCAAGUUUACCAUCUGCUGCAAACACAAUAUUACACAUCUAUGCAGCCAUUUACUCAAAAUGUUCAAAGUCCAGGGAAUUGGAGCUGGUUCAAUCCUAAUACACUGUCUCAGCCUGGGGCACAGACCUAUGCUGCAUGGUCUAAUGGAGAGGUGGCAGGGCCAAGUAAUGUGGCAUAUUCAAAUGCAGUUCUGUUCAACACAGCCUAUCAUCAAAGUUAUAUAAAUAACUAUAACAAUGUGCCGGAGUACAACAGAGAGUUGCAAAAUCACAUUCAUACACAAUCAUCUUUUUCUGGUUCAGAGACCUCUCACUUCUUCCCCCAGAGGAAGUAGACGUUGGUGGAAUUUGAAAUGUACAUUUUCUAUGUAAUUAUCUUAUGUGGUUUAUUUACUUUUUGUGUAAAUGUGUUUAACUGUAUAAUCACGAAGGCAUUGCCAUUUUAUGACAUAUUGUGUUUUAUUGUAUUAAAUUUUUUUGAGUAUGUGA
Boleophthalmus pectinirostris (great blue-spotted mudskipper) is the source of this 6434-nucleotide messenger RNA. RefSeq lists its product as uncharacterized. The transcript has 42 exons. The record is from RefSeq and is a predicted model, not a curated record. Gene Ontology annotation, molecular function: zinc ion binding; nucleic acid binding. Lineage: Eukaryota; Metazoa; Chordata; Actinopteri; Gobiiformes; Gobiidae. Bases 161 to 6280 code for a protein of 2039 amino acids.